Rhagoletis zephyria (snowberry fruit fly) is the source of this 1263-nucleotide messenger RNA. Lineage: Eukaryota; Metazoa; Arthropoda; Insecta; Diptera; Tephritidae. The record is from RefSeq and is a predicted model, not a curated record.
AUGUCACUGCGACGUUUGCUGCUCGGCGUGAUCCUCUCGCUUCUGCUCGGUGUCAUGGCCGUCAUCUUUAUCUUCAUCUACCGCGAGUACGGUAAAUACAGCAAAGAUCGACAGCUGGACCACUUUGCGCCGACCAACUUUGACAGCCAUCGAGAUCGGGUCACCGUCGUGCCCGGCUUCACCGAGACACUUGGAGUGGCGCACUACUCCGGUUACCUGGAGGCCCUGGACAGAGAUAAGCUUUUCUACUGGUUCUUUGAGUCGCAGUCGGCCAAUCCGGCCGGUGAUCCAGUCGUUCUCUGGCUCAACGGUGGUCCGGUUUUUAAUGAGCACUCAUCCACUCAUCUAGGCUGCAGCUCACUGUUUGGACUGUUUUCUGAGCUAGGGCCGAUUCGCGUCAACUUGAACGGCUCUCUCAGCAAGCACCCGUACUCGUGGAAUCAGAAGGCAAAUUUGCUCUUUCUCGAAUCACCCGCCGGAACGGGCUUCUCCUAUCGGCCAGGCACAAUCAAGUACCGUACCAAUGAUUUGGACACCGCCAAGGCAAACUUUGCAGCAGUGAGGAGCUUUUUUGCAAAGUUUCCCCAUCUACAGAAUAACGACUUUUACAUCACGGGCGAGUCAUACGCCGGCCGCUACAUUCCCGAGCUUGGCACUGAGGUGGUCCGGCGGAAGUACCCGCCCAACUUUAAGGGUAUCGCCGUGGGCAACGCCUACCUUGACCCGUACCUGGAGAAGAGCACCACGCUGAACUACAUUCUGCAGAACAAUCUGAAGGGCUUCACGCGCACGGUCAGUCUGAACGUGGACCUCCGGUCGAACAACACCAUCUACAAGUACCACAUUCGCAAGCAGUGCGUCGCCACCUAUCCCUCGCAGGUGGGCACCGUCGAUGAUGGGGUGGUCGUGCGGACGGUGCCCGUCGACCAGCUGCCGCCGUGCGGCAACGAGGUGGUCCUCACGGAGUACCUCAACCGAGCCGACGUCCAGGAGGCGAUUCACGUGCAGAAGGACAGCGGCGUCGGCAACUGGACCAUCUGCUCGUUGCUAAAGAGCGACUACAUGGACUACGAUGAGCAGGACAGCCAGGGGAAGAACAUGUCCGUCGAGGUGAAGUUUCUGGUUAACUCGGGCGUCAAGGUGAAGGAGGCUGUUAUUCUUAAUGCUAUUAUUAUUAUCUCAACUGUUCCAAUUGAUCAUCAGGUUAUCAUCUACAGCGGUGAUCAGGACAUUGUUUGCAAUUGGAUUGCAGCACAGCAGUGA